AGAAUCUGUUUCUCUGCCUCUCGUUCCCUCCCUUCUCAGCUCCGGCCAGUGUCGGGAGCUGGAGAGAUCUAUUAUCGCGUUCGGACACAGAGGACCUCAGUGUGCAGUGCUCCAGAGCGACGAUGGCUUCAGCCGGCCUGGAAAUCCUGGGCAUGAUUCUGUCUGUGGCUGGCUGGCUGGGUGCAAUGGUGGCCUGCUGCCUGCCCAUGUGGCGCGUAGCGGCGUACGUGGGUCAGAACAUCGUGAUCACACAGGUGGUGUGGGAGGGCCUGUGGAUGAGCUGCGUGGUACAGAGUACAGGCCAGAUGCAUUGCCAGAUCUACGAUUCUAUGUUAGCGCUGCCCAAUGAUCUGCAGGCUGCACGAGCUCUGGUUGUCAUCGCUGUCUUCUUUGGCGUGGUGGGGAUGACUCUGGCCGUAGCAGGCGCCAAGUGCACCAACUGUACGUCGGAUGUGUCCAACAAGCCUCGCAUCAUGUUGGGUGCCGGUGUGGCAUUCGGCAGCACCGGGCUGUUGUUGCUUGUGGCCAUAUGCUGGUCAGCCUACACCAUUGUCCUGGACUUUCACGACCCACUGUUGCAGGACACGCAGAAGAGGGAGUUCGGGAACUCACUGUAUUUCGGUUGGGGCGCCUCCUGCCUGCUCAUCCUAGGGGGAGCCAUACUUUCCUGUUCGUGCCCUUCCAGAGCACCCAAGGAUCCUGCAUCUCCUGGAGUGCAGUACUCAUCGGUGAAAUCAGUGGCUUCAAAUGGAUACUGCAGAAGGGACUAUGUUUGAAUGGUGUAGGUUGGUAAAUGAGCGUUUGUCCAGCGACAAUAAAAACUGUGCCCAAAUUUUAUUCAUCUGGACAAACACCAGAGAGAUAUGAUAGAAUGGCUGAUAAAUGAUUGAACAAUGGCAUAGAGUUAAUUCAUUCAGCAACAGUAUACUAAUAGAUGUGUACUUUCACCUGUAAAUUUAAAAAUAGACCUAGUACUGUAUAAUAACCUUUGUGUUACAGACAGAUUUUGAGACACAUUGAGAAGUCUUUCCAGUAGAACACUGCUGACUAAAAAGUAUCCAACAUGUCUAAGUACGUUGCAUUUUUUUACACUACAUUCCAGGCCCUCAGAGUUUACGUGAUUACGGCUGAUGUGCACUGCAAGGCUUAGUAAUGAAACAUUUUCUGAAGCUAAUAAAGUUCUUAUCUCAAGUCAGUCAGCACAAAACUUUUUCACUGCAAUGUUUCAGUUUUUCAUCUUCUUGUAAAUGGAUGAACAUUCCCGGAAACCUGAGACUUUGCAAAGGUAAGCUGGAUAAGCUGAAAUAAGGAAUUCUUAGCCCAAAGUGCACUAUAUCAUUUGAAAUCUACCCAGCUCUUGAGGGGCUGCUACACAUUGGAUAUUACCUUCCUGAGUCGGUGUAGGUACAAUGCAGCCAUUGUUCUGAGACCUUCUUCUGCUUCUUUGUGUCCACUGCUCAAUUCUUUAAUUCAGGGGAGUGUAACCGAAACUAGCCACCAUGAGAAGAAAGCACCUUCCUUUUUGCUUAGCUGGGGCUAACCCUGCAAACUGUGACCUUCCUUUGUUUUGGUGGUACAACAUCGUGGAAAGACAAAUGCAGUUUAAACAAAAAAAUUGAAAUUUUUGUCAGUGCUGUGGUCAAGAAAAAUGUACAAUUAUCAGUUAAAAACAAUUAUAUGGAAAAGACUUGCAGAGAAAUGUGAUUAAGCCUGAAACACCCAUAAGACUAAUUGAUGAUGGAUUCAGAGUGGCAUUAGCAAUUUUGUGUAGCAAACAGUUAGAUACUGCUAUGCUGAAAACACAAUAUAUUAGAACUCUCCCUUUCUUUUUUAAACAACAUUCCAGGCUUGGUUUAGUUAGCAUUGCCAGCUUUUACAGUGUAAUAUUACCAUUAUAAGUUAACAAGACACUCAAAGGAUCAUCAUGGAUUUGCUUCUGAAUGGUCUUUAAGAGAAAAUUCUUGCCAUCACAAGAGUUCAUUCAGUGUGUACUGUAUUGGUUGAGUGUUAAUCUAACUCUUGGAUUGCACAUGCACGGGUUCAUUUAGUCAAUAAGAACCUAAGAAUAGAAGAACAUGCAAAAAAACAACAACAACAACAACAACAUAACAAUGUCCUCCAAGACCUUUUUGAGCUGUAAACCAAAAAUACCCAUCUAUCUUAUUUUCACAUUGCUGUGGCUGACAUGCACUAGUUUCUGUUUUCCUGAACAAAAGACAGGACAAAUGAUUCCAGCACUAUCAGCUGGCCAGUUUCACUCAGGUCUUAUUUGUCUCAUUUUUCUGUUUGCUUAAAUGUUAGCGGAAAUUACUGCCUUUUCUAUUAAGGAAAUAAAUCAUUUCGGGUGUUCCCCGAACGAUUAAUAACUGGCUUCAGCCAAGGAAAUACCUUUAUAUGGCAGUUUUAUGCCGCUUUGAUCACCGACAAUUUAUAGACUAAGAUUCUUUGACACAAUGUCAACACACGCAUGUAUGAAUUUUCCUCUCAGGUCAUACCCGUUUCCUGACACUUUUUUUUUGUUUGGUGGUUUAAGUGUAACCUAUUAGUUAUCCUUUAACCAGACACCCCCUAGGCCAUGGUUAUCAAUUCACUGCUCACUUUGGGUGG
This is a messenger RNA of Hemibagrus wyckioides, 2607 nucleotides long. RefSeq names its product claudin-9-like. The record is from RefSeq and is a predicted model, not a curated record. Gene Ontology annotation, cellular component: plasma membrane; bicellular tight junction. NCBI's taxonomy places the organism in Eukaryota, Metazoa, Chordata, Actinopteri, Siluriformes, Bagridae. Gene Ontology annotation, molecular function: structural molecule activity. The transcript has a single exon. Gene Ontology annotation, biological process: cell adhesion; bicellular tight junction assembly. The coding region runs from base 123 to 776 and encodes 217 amino acids.